CUGAAAAUGGGACAGGCUUAUUAAUAGAGCAACUCAAGUCCUCCAUUGCCUGGUCUUGGACAUACUUCUGACAGCCUGGUUCUUUGUUAUGGUAUUUUUGGUUUACAUUUUACGAGUGCCAUUCAGAUACAGCGACAACCUGACCGCAGCGCCCGGCCCAGCCAUGUUUGGCACAGAGUCCUCAUUAAGCAUGUUUCUGAACACCCUAACCCCCAAGUUCUACGUGGCUCUGACGGGGACCUCCUCCUUGAUAUCUGGACUCAUACUGAUAUUUGAGUGGUGGUACUUCAGGAAGUACGGUACUUCCUUCAUCGAGCAGGUGUCAGUGAGCCACCUGCGCCCUCUGCUGGGCGGCGUGGACAACAGCUCCCCAACCAACUCCAGCACCAGUAACGGAGACGCAGACUCCAACCGACAGAGUGUGUCCGAAUGUAAAGUAUGGCGAAAUCCACUGAAUUUAUUUAGAGGGGCGGAGUAUAACCGGUAUACGUGGGUGACGGGCCGAGAGCCACUCACGUACUACGACAUGAAUCUCUCGGCACAAGACCACCAGACCUUCUUCACAUGUGAUUCGGACCACCUCCGGCCAGCUGACGCCAUAAUGCAGAAAGCGUGGAGAGAGAGGAACCCACAGGCACGCAUCUCUGCCGCACACGAAGCCCUUGAACUAGAGGACUGUGCGACAGCAUACAUCCUGCUGGCAGAGGAGGAGGCUACCACCAUCGUGGAGGCAGAGAAGCUCUUCAAACAGGCCGUGAAGGCAGGAGAAGGUUGCUACAGACGCAGCCAACAGCUUCAACACCACGGAGCGCAGUAUGAGGCACAGCACAGAAGGGACACCAAUGUUCUGGUGUACAUUAAGAGGAGACUGGCCAUGUGUUCUAGAAAGCUGGGACGAACCAGAGAAGCUGUCAAAAUGAUGAGAGACUUAAUGAAGGAGUUCCCUCUCCUCAGUAUGUUCAAUAUCCAUGAGAACCUGCUGGAGUCGCUGCUAGAGCUACAGAACUACGCAGACGUACAGGCCGUACUAGCCAAGUACGACGAUAUUAGUUUACCCAAAUCUGCAACAAUAUGCUACACAGCAGCUUUGCUCAAAGCCAGGGCGGUAUCGGACAAGUUUUCUCCAGAGGCAGCGUCGAGGCGAGGGUUGAGUACAGCAGAGAUGAAUGCUGUAGAAGCCAUACACAGAGCUGUGGAGUUCAACCCACACGUCCCCAAAUACCUGUUAGAAAUGAAAAGUUUAAUACUGCCCCCAGAGCACAUUCUGAAGCGAGGGGACAGUGAGGCCAUAGCCUACGCCUUCUUUCACCUGCAGCACUGGAAGAGGGUGGAGGGGGCCCUUAACCUGCUCCACUGUACCUGGGAGGGCACUUUUAGAAUGAUCCCGUACCCUCUGGAGAAAGGCCACCUCUUCUACCCAUACCCCAUCUGCACCGAGACCGCAGACAGAGAGCUGUUACCAACAGUGUUUCAUGAGGUGUCGGUGUACCCUAAGAAGGAACUGCCAUUCUUCAUCUUGUUCACGGCUGGUCUCUGCUCCUUCACCGCCAUGCUGGCCCUCCUCACACACCAGUUCCCCGAGCUCAUGGGAGUCUUCGCUAAAGCUUUUCUUAGCACCCUGUUUGCUCCUCUGAACUUCAUCAUGGAGAAAGUGGAGAGCAUCCUGCCAUCCAGUCUGUGGCACCAGCUCACACGCAUCUGACAGUGACCAGCCCCGACCGGACUUGACUGACACACUUUGUGCCAAUAUCAUGGAUUAGACGGACAGUGAGGAUGGAUUGGAAGAGAAAGAAGAAAAGGGAAACAUGGCGUUCUGAAUUGCUUUUGACUUUGUUUGAUAUGUUUUCAUUUUGUCUUCAAAUCUCAUGUAAAACCGUUUUUUUGUUGUACAAAAAAAAAGGUGAUCAAUUGUCAUCAUUAAAAAGUGGAAAAAGACAGGACUUUUUGUGUCUUGUCAAGCAUAUCAACAUUUUAAUAAAUAUUGGAUCAUAGCUGGAG
Messenger RNA from Salvelinus namaycush (lake trout), 1998 nucleotides. Its product is annotated as suppressor of tumorigenicity 7 protein homolog. Lineage: Eukaryota; Metazoa; Chordata; Actinopteri; Salmoniformes; Salmonidae. The record is from RefSeq and is a predicted model, not a curated record. The coding region runs from base 89 to 1702 and encodes 537 amino acids. The transcript is spliced from 16 exons.